AGUUAAAACACCUAAGUUCUUAUCCCUAAAUUCAAAACAACUUUCGGGUUUGAACGUUCUAAAGGGACUAGCCUUUCUCUGCUGGUGGUCUCAAAAAGAUGGUGGAUUCCGCUCUAGCUGAGGACCUAUUUGUUUCGGAGGUUUUUCACAAGUCCGUCAUUAAGGAAUAUGAGGAAGUAACCGAACCUGCAGCAGUUACUGCUAGCGUAGUAACGCUGUGCUGCUUGAGAAUUGAGAAGGAAAUAGACUUUGUUGCGGACCUUCAUUUACAACUGUGCAUUCUGAGAUUUUGUGUUGGUUAUCAUAAAUUCUUGAUUUCAAUAGUUGGAAGUAUUUAACAAAGACUUAGAAUAAGUAAGAAGGGCUCCUUCUCUCUCCCCUUCUCAAAUUCCGAUUCAUAUUUUUCCUGCUGUCUUGAUCAAUAGGCAGUGUGCUGAUUUUGUAAGUCAAUCUACAAUUACCUAAAGGCGUUAGUUAUUUUUAAUAUCAAAGUAGAAAACAAUAGCGGCUGGGGACAACUAUAAAUAUAAUGAUCCAAAACGGCUUUUAUCAGGAAAACAGAAAAUAACUGACGACUUUGAUUCAUCUAUUUCACCAAACUUUGAGAUACUUCAGUUUUAGUUAAAAUGUUUCUAUCUAACACUUCAGCUUAAUGUGUCUUGUAUAUAUGCUACGGUCAACUUUUGAUAUUUAUUGCUAAACUAUGAUCACGUUGAGUUUAAUUCUUGGAUAUUCCCGUGGAUCUUCAAGAGUUUAUGCCUUUGAUAAAAGCCAAAGCCGGCAAUAUACUGUUAACUAUCACCAAAUAUCUCUCUUUUUUUCUUUUUUCUUUUUUUUUUUUAAUUUUAUAUCUUUUUCAUUUUUGACAUUCUUGGGCUCAUUUCUUAUACUGAUGUUUUCUAGAAUUGACCCAUGAAAUUGUUUUGAGAGAUUAUUAGUAUGAGAGCUAACUACUGCCUAAAUGGUUCAUGAACAUUAACUCAAUAAAUUUUGGUAGUUAAACACGAAAGCAAUCAUUAGAUGCAAUGUUCUUGACUCCAAUAAUAUGGGUCAAAAGAAAGCAAAACCUUGACAAGUAUUGUGAAAUAAUAUCUGAGCAAGUUAAACGAGUAAAUAAGCUGCUUCUUUUUUUAGAGAAAAGACUCUUCCUUUGAUUAUUUUCGUCCGGCUCAGCAGACAAGUAGUCGUAUUCGACACCUCUCGACAUGUUGUAAUGCUUCAUUAUAGUAAAUCAAAUUUUCUGUGUUAAAAAUCAUCAUAUAAGAGUUAUUCUAGAAUAUAUGUUGCCAUCUACAUAGCUCUAGCAUAAUAAUGUUAGUAUUUGUCCUAAAGUGAGUGUCAAAAUGCUAAGUUGCAAUUCAGCAUCAGAGCUCAGUUGACCUCCUAAUGAUUAGCUAAGACUGACUGAAGUUCCUUUUUAUAUUAAAAAUGUGUAGGAAAAGCAUGCUUAAGGUUUUAACAAGUUUAUUUUGAUAAGUUUCAACUACUAUGUUACUUUAAUUAAGCGGCUUAGAGAAUGAAAGAAAAUAGCAGAAUCUUUUUUAUUUUUUUGGAUGCACUGUUAACUGAUACUUAUUGUCCCUUUGCUCGGGUUAAGAUACCAUUGAUCAAAUGAGAACUAUAAAGUGUAAAUUCCAUAAAACAUCACUAUUUUGGAGCUAAAAUAUUACAACCAUCUGUUUAAUUAACUCCAUGUUGGCAGAUGAAAAGAAAAAUUAUACUAGUAAUUGGAAUAUACUGCCUAGUUUUCACUAAUGAGUAUUGUUCUUUGUGAUUAAGGUGUUUGUUUUUUGGUAGUCCCAGACAAACAUGAGCUGGGAGAGCAUAAUAAUUAAAUCUAAUUUUCAGCAGACUAAGUUUUUCAACUAAUUAGGCAUUAAAUCAUUUCUAGGAGCGAGGAUUUAAAGUUUAUGAGUUCUAAACUUGCCACCGAACAAUAGCUCGUUUUAGUUGUUGGGCUCGCACUUAAAUAUUUUAUACAUAUUUGAUGGAUUUCUUGAUACAAAUAUAGGAUCUAAGCAAAAAGUAUUGGGUUUGUUUGAACCCGUACCUAAUAUUGUAGCUCCAUCCCAUAAGGAACAAAAAGAACCUUCUCCACUCAUUAAGUUUACAAAUAUGAAAAUGCAUUUUGAUUCCUUUUAUCUUUUCUUGUCCCUAUGAGAAAGAUUAUAUCUAUUCAUUUUACUAUAUAAAGGAAGGAUUAUAUCUAUUCAGUUUACUAUAUAAAGGAAGUUUUAUGAUAGAUUCUAAUAAACUCAAGCAUUCAUAGGAACCUUUCUAACUAGCAAUAUACAUUUCACAUUUUGGUGCUUGAAGGAAAACUCCAACAUCAAAAUGGUAAGCUCUCCUAGACAACAUGUAGAAAAGAGAAGUCUUUCAUGACUUAGAAUUAUGCAUGGAAUUUAUGGCUAAUUAGUUUUUUUUUGUGUUACUUAUAUGCAGGGAAUGUGCAGAGAUGUCAAGACUGAACCCAAACAACCACCUAGGCUGGGAGGAAAUAGAGCAGCUUUAUUUGUAUAUGCUAUAGCGGGAAUCGACACCAUGGCUUUCAUAGCAACUGGUGUGAGCUUGGUGACUUACUUUUAUGGAUUUAUGAACUUCAGCAUAACAAAAUCAGCCACAAGUGUUACAAACUUCAUGGGAACAGCAUUCUUGCUAUCAUUAUUUGGAGCAUUCCUUUCAGACACUCUCUUGUCCAGAUUCAAGACUUGUGUUCUGUUUGGCUGCUUUGAAGUUGUUGGGUAUGCACUUCUAGCAGUGCAAGCACAUUUCAGGCAACUAAGACCCUUUGCUUGUAAGGACAUAACCUUGAGCCAAAUGAAUCAAUGUGAGUCUGCAAAUAAAGGCCAAUUGGCAAUCUUAUACGCCGGACUUUAUCUAGUUGCAAUCGGGACUAGUGGAGUCAAAGCAGCUGCACCGCCUUUAGGAGCAGAUCAAUAUGAUGAGAAGGACACUAAAGAGGCUGCUAAAUUAUCAAGUUACUUCAAUUGGCUUAUGUUUUUCCUCACCACUGGUGCCUUAUUUGGUGUCACAUUUGUAGUUUGGAUAAGUGAGAAUCAAGGAUGGGAUUGGUCUUUUGCUGUCUGCAGUAUUGUAGUUGGAUUGGCAAUUCUGUUCCUAACAAUGGGAAAAUCACUGUACAGAAACAAUGUCACAAAUGGAAGCCCCCUUACACGUAUUAUGCAGGUGUUUGUUGUAGCACUUAGAAACAGAAAUCUCCCUUUGCCAGAGAAUGAACACGAGUUACACGAGAUUCAUGAUGAGGAAGCUAGAUAUGAUACUGAGAUUCUUCGAAAAACUAACCAAUUCAAGUUUUUAGACCAGGCAGCGAUAAUGAGGACUCACCAGGCACAUGGACCAUGGAGACUAUGUACAGUAACACAAGUUGAAGAGACAAAAAUUGUAGUCAGAAUGUUUCCAAUUAUAUUAAGUACUGUCUUCAUGAACACUUGUUUGGCUCAGCUCCAAACUUUUACCAUCCAACAAAGCACAACAAUGGACAGAAUAAUCCACAAGUUUGAAGUUCCAGGGGCUUCAAUUCCUGCAAUUCCCCUGUUGUUUAUGAUUAUCCUGAUCCCAAUAUAUGACCGCGUUUUCGUUCCAAUAGCAAGAAAAUUCACAGGGAUUCCAACAGGGAUCCGACAGCUGCAGCGUAUAGGUGUUGGCCUAGUACUUUCAGCUUUGUCAAUGGCAGUAGCUGCAAUUGUAGAAAAACACCGGAAAUCAGUUGCCAUUAAGCACAACAUGGUUGAAUCCGCCACACCAUUGCCAAUGAGCGUCUUCUGGCUAGGCUACCAAUAUGCGAUCUUUGGUUUAGCUGAUAUGUUCACAUUUGUCGGAUUAAUGGAUUUUUUCUAUUCAGAGAGCUCAUCAAGCAUGAAAGCACUAAGUACCGCGAUUUCUUGGUCUUCACUGGCAAUUGGAUACUACAUUAGUUCAGUGGUGGUGAGUAUUGUGAACAAGGUGAGUGGCGGCUGGUUGGCUAACAACAACUUGAACAAAGACAAGCUUGAUUAUUUUUAUUGGCUGUUAGCAGGAUUGAGUGUGCUUAAUUUUGGAUUUUAUUUACUUUGUGCUUCUUGGUAUAAAUACAAGAAUGUGGAUGUGAAUCCAGAAGAUGAUGUCCCGAGUAAUAAGGAGGCCAAGGGGAAAGAUUGAGAUGAGUAUAGUUUAGGAAUUCUACAAAAUAAUGUUGUUUGAUCUAGUGUUCAUAGUAUGUGCCUGAGAGGUUUGACUGUACUAUAUUAUGUCAUUUAUCAAGGGUUCAAUAAAACUAAAGUAA
Messenger RNA from Lycium barbarum (goji berry), 4282 nucleotides. RefSeq names its product protein NRT1/ PTR FAMILY 4.5-like. Gene Ontology annotation, biological process: transmembrane transport. The coding region runs from base 2437 to 4158 and encodes 573 amino acids. Lineage: Eukaryota; Viridiplantae; Streptophyta; Magnoliopsida; Solanales; Solanaceae. The record is from RefSeq and is a predicted model, not a curated record. Gene Ontology annotation, cellular component: membrane. The transcript is spliced from 4 exons. Gene Ontology annotation, molecular function: transmembrane transporter activity.